UGGUUUAUGCUAUUUGGAGUACACUAAAAUUUUGUCACAUAGAAGUUUAAUCCGUGACAUAAAUUUGUGCACGCUUGGAUUUAUAUAGUGUUUUUUCAUAGCUGUGUGUUUUUUUUCUCCCGGAAUAAUCAUUGUCUAGUUUGGAAUUACAUCAUAGAAAUGAGAUAAAAUGGGAUUGGAGUAAAAUUAAAAACAUCGUCUGCAAACAUGGGGAACUUGUUUUGGAAGUUUAUUUUCGCAAGUGGAUUUUUAUGUCACCUGAGAAAUUUUGUUUUGUGUGUAGAUGUUGUAGAAAUAGACCCAGGCACCAGUUACGUGCAGCCGGAGAAUAUGUAUAAGUGUCCAAUUGGUUCUGAUUUUACAUAUGCAUGUCCAAGUACCAAACAGCCUGGGCGUGGACUAGUGUGUAUACACGAAUCAUGGUUGUGUGAUCAGGACCCUGACUGUCCCGAAGGCGAGGAUGAGGGGACGGGGGAGGGUAUGCCAUGCCAUAACAGACAUACUGAUAUGUGCACAAAAGACGAACAAUUCCAGUGUUCGGAUAAUCCAACUCUUUGCAUUCCAAUAAACUGGAUGUGUGAUGGCGACCUGGAUUGUGAUGAUGGGUCUGAUGAAGCCAAGCCUAACUGUUUAAAAAUGGGAAUAGACCGAACAGGUCCCCAUGUAAAAAAUUUAAUUCCAUGUACACCAAACCAGCUACGUUGUGGUGGAUCUCAUAAAUGCAUUCCAUUGAGCAAUGUCUGUGAUAAUAAAUAUGACUGUGAUUCCGGGGAGGAUGAGUUUGGAUGUUCUAAUAAUAAAUGUGAAGAUGUACAGUGUGACAAGUGUGCGGAGGUAUCCGUUGAUGGGGCCAAAUGUUAUUGUGACAAGGGAUUUUAUUGGAACAAUUCAAGAAAUUGUACAGAUCUGAAUGAAUGUGAAUAUGACCAGUUUUGUGACCAGCCGAGUGAAUGUACAAAUACAGAUGGUGGUUAUACGUGUGCAUGUAUAAGCGGAUAUGUAUUAGAAGGGAACUCAACAUGUAGAGCUGUGAAUGAACCAGAAGGAGAAGAGCCCACAUUGCUUGUUUCAAAUCAGUGGGAUGUCCGACAGCUCAAAAUCAGCGGAAAGAACUUAUCACCUCCUUUUGUAAGAGUAGGACAAAGUGUGACAACUCUGGCUUUUGAUCAUCGGAAGGAAAGAGUUUGUUGGAUUACAUAUGAGGGCAGUAAAGGGAAAUCACUGCUACAAUGUUCUGAUGUAAAAUCCUCCACAGGGCAGCUACAUACCAUUCCAGCCCACACUUACCUUACCACUGUUGAAAGUUUUGCCAAGGAUUGGAUCCAUGGUAAUUGGUACUUUGCGGACCCAGUUUUGAUACGAGUUACAAUGUGUUCAGCUGAUGGAAUAUAUUGCCAUGCACUUGCCACAAAAGAAAGCAAGCUUGUUGGACCGAGGAGUCUGGUGCUUGAUCCUUUAGAUGGGUUCCUGUAUUUUGCUGACUGGGACGAGACAAACCAUAUUAUUUAUAAAUCAGCCCUAACCGGUCAUGGUCUGACCGUUUUUGUGUCAACCAAGCUGAUCAAGCCCCGAGGGUUAAGUAUUGAUUAUGCAAACAAGCAUCUAUACUGGGCAGACAUGGACCUCAAUGUCUUGGAGAGGAUUGAUCUAUCAGGAGAUGCUAACUCUCGGAGAGUUAUUGCCGUUGGCCAAAAGGUUGAAUACAUACACAGUAUAGCAGUGUUUGAGAAUUACCUAUAUCUUAGUGAUCGGCAUGAGAAUCAGCUGAUCCGAAUGCAUCGAUACAAGUACGGAGAACCAGUAGAGACACUCAAUGGUAACUUGUCGCGUCCUGGACAACUUUAUGUCUAUCAUCGACAGACACAACCUGAUGCCAUAGAAGAAGAUCCAUGCCAGUCAGCCAAGUGUGACCAUAUAUGUGCGGUACAUAGACAAGGUGGAAAGCUGAAAGGGGAAUGUCUUUGUGCUGCCGGAUACACUAAAUCUAAUAACAAAUGUUUAGUUGAUGCCAGCUGUUCUGAAUUCUGUACUGGUACACAGUGUAAUGGAGCAACUGACACACACUACCCAGAAACAUGUACACUAGAACUCUGUCCACCAAACACGUCCUACUGCUCUGUACUGGAGAGGUGUUUACCAAGAGCAUGGUGGUGUGACGGUAAAGUGGACUGCCCAAAUGGAGAUGAUGAGGGAUUAUAUUGUAAAUACAAGGAAUGUUUGCCCAUCGAGUUUCAGUGUGCGUCGGGAAAGUGUAUUGAUAUGUCAUACAGAUGUGAUGGAAAUUAUGACUGUGGACCUGAUGAUAAAAGUGAUGAAUUAAACUGCAAUUUAACUUGCAAUGCAGAGAAUUUGUUCCGAUGCACAGAGAACGGGGCAUGUAUAAUGAAAGUGUUUGUAUGUGAUGGACAUAAUGACUGUACCAAUGGCUCAGACGAGCGACAAGAACUAUGUGAACAAAAUCCGGUGUUUUUUCCAUGUAACAAAGACAUAGAAUUUCAGUGUCGGAAUGGUGAGUGCAUAGCGUUGUCAUGGCAAUGUGACAAUGAUCCAGACUGUGGGGAUGGCUCCGAUGAGAUUGAUUGUAAAUCAAAAAUCCAGUGUAAGGACCAUGAGAAAGCUUGUGAUAAUGGAAGACGGUGUAUACCGGAUCACUGGUUUUGUGACGGAGAACCCGACUGUAUUGACAGAUCCGAUGAGUCUGACUCUAAUUGUCCAGGUGCCAAUUACACCUGUCUUGCACCAAAGAGGGAAUGUGAAAAGGAUGGUAUACAUGUGUGCCUGAAACCUGAACAGCUCUGCGACCAGAACAAGGAUUGUGAUGAUGAACACUUGGAUGAGGGUGGAAUGUGUGAAGCAAAGAUUUGUCAGCAGGAGGGUCAGCCAUGUGAAGAUAUCUGUUACAAUACACCAGACGAGCCGGGUUUCAUGUGUGACUGUAACACUGGAGAAAAACUUGAUGCAGAUAACAAAACCUGCAUACCCGCUGUUGCUGCCGACAAACUCUGUGACCAGUGGGGAAUCUGUGGCCAGUCUUGUGAGCUUGAUAUUCAGGCAGAACAUGGAUAUAGGUGUACAUGCUUUGAUGGUUAUUUUCUAGAACCGGAUGAGUUUACCUGCAAGCCUCUAGAGAGUGACCCACUCUAUGUUAUAUUCUCCAACCGUCAUGAACUCCGAAGAGUUGAUGUUGCUACAAGAAAUGCAGUGUCUCUGGCCUCCGGCUUGCGAAACACUAUUGCUCUUGACUUUUACUACAAUGACGGGUUACCGAUCUUGUUCUGGAGUGAUGUAAUGGAGGAUAAAAUUUACAGGGGAACCAUGACAGGAAACAGUUUGAUGAACGUUGAGGCAAUCAUAUCCUCUGGUUUGGCUACAACAGAAGGUAUGGCCGUCGACUGGGUGUGUGAGAACAUAUACUGGGUAGAGAGCAGUCUGGACCAGAUUGAGGUUGCCAAACUGGAUGGCUCCAAUAGAACUACACUGAUAGCAGGAGAAAUGAAAAGUCCCAGGGCUAUUGUUGUAGAUCCUAGAGAAGGGGCUUUGUUUUGGACCGACUGGGAUGGACAUGACCCACGUAUUGAGAAAUGUUCAAUGAGUGGUGAGGGGCGUAAAGUGAUACACAGAAUUAGCCCAGCGGAAGGUGGCGGCUGGCCAAAUGGACUCACGGUUGACUUUGAUUUUAAGCGCUUGUAUUGGAUAGAUGCAAGAUCGGAGUCAAUCCACACAGUUGACUAUUUUGGGAACAAUCAGCGACUGAUUCUUAAAAGCCACAAAGAUAUGAGACAUGCGUUUGCAAUUACAUUGUUUGGUAACCAUGUCUACUGGACAGACUGGAGUACCAACUCUGUUGUCAGGGCUAACAAAUUCAAUGGUUCCGAUGUUCAGAUAGUUCAGAAAAGUAUUACUCAACCAUUUGACUUGCAAGUUAUACACCCGAAGCGACAACCAGCCAUGGCAAAUCCAUGUGCAGUGAACAAUGGCGGCUGCUCAGACCUAUGUCUCCUCGGCUAUAAUGGCAGUGUAGGGUGCAGAUGUCCACAUCGAAAAAGAUUGGAUAAAGAUAAUAAGACUUGUGUCGAGGAUAUGAAGUUUCUACUGUUUGUAAAGAAUCAUGAGAUACGGGGUGUGGACAUUGAGAAGGCUCAUUUCAACGUAUUGCCUGUCAUUACAAUUCCACAUGUAGAUAAUCCUACUGCCAUUGAUUAUGAUAUCAACUCGGACACUCUGUACUGGGCUGAUAAAGGUCUCAAUGUCAUCAAAAAGGCCACAUUCAACGCUGAAGUCGAAACACUCAUUGAUAAAGGGUUGAAGAAUACUGAAGGUUUUGCCAUUGACUGGUUGUCUAGAAAUAUGUAUUUCUCAUCAUAUGACCUGACAGCACAGACUGCUUCCAUCUCUGUAGCAACUUUGACUGGUUCAUUUAGAACAGAACUGAUCAGUACGAAAAUAGUACAGCCUAAGUCUAUAGCACUUCAUCCACUGAAAGGAUAUAUGUUCUUCACUGAUGUUGAUGGUGCUGAUGGCUCACACAAGAUCUAUCGUGCUAGAAUGGAUGGAAGUGCAGUUACACAACUGUUGACUGGUCUCAACAAACCAACUAGUCUGGCUGUUGACUUCGAGGACAACAAGGUGUUUUUCAUAAAUUCUGGGAAUAAGACAAUAAUAUCAUUUGAUUUUGAUGGCAACAAUGUCAAAACUAUUGUAAACCCAAACAUUACAAAUCCUGAGGCCCUGACUGUGAACAAGGGGCUACUAUACGUUUCUACAGAAGAACAGAUUGUGUCCAUUAACAAAAAUGGCAGUGGAUUGUUUCAGCUAAGGGAGGCAACUCCAAAUGUACAUGCUCUGUUGAUGUUUGAUAAAGCAGCAAGGCAGAAAGCUGGUACUGUUUUGAAUGAUUGUCACCUACAGAAGAGUCGGUGUUCCCAGCUAUGUCUUCCAUCAGAUGCUCAGAUGUCACACUGUAAGUGUACGGCAGGAUUUGACCUUGACACAGACAAUGCUUCAUGUGUUGGUAUCAAGUCAUUCCUGUUGUAUGCGAAAGAGACAGAGAUAAGGGGACAGAAGUUUGAUGCCCUGUCUACCCAGGAGGCCCUACCACCUAUCUCACAAAUACAGUCUGCUAGUGCUGUUGAUUUCCUUGCUUCUGAAGAUAGCAUAUUCUGGGUGGACACAAAAGCAAACUCAAUUUCCCGUAUUAAACGUGAUCUUACGCAGAGAGAAGUUAUUGUACAGGAUGGUAUCAGCAGUGUUGAAGGACUUGCUGUAGACUGGAUUGCUAAAAAUAUAUACUGGACAGAUGCUGGGCACAGUACCAUUGAAGUAGCAAAGAUAAAUGGUUCCAGUAGAUACGUGAUUACCAGUGGAGAUAUGGAAAAACCUAGAUCCAUUGUGGUCAAUCCUGUAUUAGGGUACCUGUAUUGGAGUGACUGGGGUCUCGAGGCUCGGAUUGAGAGGGCCAAACUGGAUGGUUCAGAACGUGUACAUUAUGUCUACACCAACAUUACAAUGCCUUGGGGACUCACUAUAGACUAUGAGACACACAAACUGUACUGGUGUGACACUGCUAAUGAUAUGCAGACGAUUGCCGCUAUAGAUCUACUAACUAAUCAGAGACAUGUGUUAAUCAGACAGACUCCAGAUUUUCAGAUGAACCCAAUAUCGCUGACAGUAUAUUCUGACUACAUUUACUGGAUAGAUGGGAAGUUGAGUGGUUCUUCUAUUUAUCGUGCCUCGAGGAUGGAUGGAAGUGGACAAACUUUGAUACGAGCUGAACUUGGAGGCCAUUUGAAGGACAUUAAAGCUUUUGACAGCAGUAGACAAAGAGAUAGCAACCUUUGUGCAGAAAACAAUGGUGGAUGUUCAGAACUGUGUUUCUAUGUUGGAAGCCAUGAAGUGAAAUGUGCAUGCUCCUACAGCAAGCUUGCAGCAGACGGCAAAACUUGUGAAGAUCAUAAAGGAUUCCUCAUGUUCUCCAAGGUAACUCGUAUGGAGAGUAUCCACCUGGAUGAUGAAAAUGACAAAAACCCUCCAAUAUACACAAUAAAGAACGACACUUUCCUCCGUAAUGUGAUCGGUCUCUCUUUUGACUACGAGCAUCAGAUGAUCUUCUACAGCGACAUACAGAGAGGUGACAUUCAGUCUGUCUUCUUCAACGGGACAAAUAUCAGAGUGGUUGUUGAAGGUAUUGGUUCAGCAGAGGGAUUAGCCUUUGAAAAAUUUAAUGGUGACAUCUACUGGACAAGCUAUACCAACUCGUGUAUCAGCAAAAUCAACGUAAAUGACGCUCUAAGUAACAAGACACGUAAACCAGAAGUUGUCGUACAGAUGUCCAAACAUGAUCAUCCUAGAGCAAUAGUUGUCGAUAGUUGCUGGGAAUUGAUCUACUGGACUAAUUGGAAUAAUGAGAAACCAAGAAUUCAGCGCUCGAACCUGACUGGUGAAGGUGCAGAGGAUGUUAUUGUAACAGAUAUUCUUACACCAAAUGGUCUCACCAUCGAUCACAAGGCGAAGAAGUUGUACUGGUCGGACGCCAGGCUUGACAAGAUUGAGACAUGUGAUAUGGAUGGAUCAAACAGACAUGUAAUUAUCACAUCUAUACCACAACAUUCCUUUGGUCUUGCUGUGUAUGAUAACUACCUGUUCUGGACAGAUUGGAUGCUGCGUGCCGUUAUACGUGCCAACAAAUAUGAUGGCACGGGUAUUGUUUGGCUCCGUAAAAAUCUGGAGCGACAGCCUAUGGGAAUCAUUGCAGUUGCUGAGGAUAGUGAAGAUUGCACGAUAAACAAUUGCUUUAACAAUAAACACGGAUGUCAAGAUAAGUGUUAUACAGAUGUUACAGGCCAGGCCUUCUGUCAGUGUACAUAUGGAAGACUUAAAGCUGAUGGGCGGAGUUGUGCAUCCAAUUUCCAGUGUACAGGUCUUGGAUACGAGGCAUAUGCGUGUUUAAAUGGAUUCUGUCUACCAUUCCAAAAGAGUUGUGAUGGCGUCAUUGAUUGUGUGGAUGGAUCAGACGAGCUUCGUACAACUUGCAAAGACCGAUCAUGUCCACCUACGAUGUUUAGUUGUUCUAACAGAACUCAAGGACAGUGUAUUGCCUUGUCCAAGAAAUGUGAUGGAAUCGUUGACUGCAUGGACGGUUCUGAUGAGGCGCUCUAUGUCUGUGGAUGUCGAACAGAUGAAUUCCGCUGUAAAAGUGGUGUUUGUAUUCCGAAAGAAUAUAGAUGCGAUGGCAACGGUGAUUGUCUUGACAACAGUGAUGAAGUGGGAUGUGAUGCAAUACAGUGCCAGGAGGGCUACUGGAAAUGUAAAACAGGAAAAACAUGUAUCCCAGAGAAUCGUAAAUGUGACAGCCAUAAUGACUGCGGUGACAAAAGUGACGAGGCUAAUUGCACAAAAACAAGCUGUGCAACAAACAUGUUCCAGUGUCAAAGUGGAGAGUGCAUAUAUGAGAACUGGCAUUGUGACCGAGACUUUGACUGUGAGGAUAAUUCUGAUGAGCAGGGCAGCCAUGCCAACUGCACAUACCAUUGUUCAAAUACACAAUUCAUGUGUAGGAACGAUUCAUCCUGUAUUUCCGUGAAUUGGGUCUGUGACGGCAAUUAUGAUUGUCAAGAUAGAAGUGAUGAGGCAAAUUGCAAGGAAUGGAACAGUACAACAAAACAGUUUGUGUCAAAACAGAAUUGCACAGAUAGCCAGUUCCAGUGUACAUCUGGUCGUUGCAUAGAAAAAGAAUGGAUUUGUGAUGGUGAACCGGAUUGCAGAGAUGGUUUGGAUGAGAGCAAGACAGCUAAUUGUGAUCCAGUAUACUGUGAUGACAAUGAAUUCCAGUGUCAAAAUUACCGGUGUAUAGAAAAAGAAUUUUUCUGUGACAAAGAUGAUGACUGCGGAGAUGGAAGUGAUGAACCAGAUACAUGUGAAUUCUACAGUACCUGCUCAGACUUUGAAUUUGAAUGUAAGGACGGUUACUGUAUAGAUGCUUACAAACACUGUGAUGGUACCCCCGACUGUGCUGAUGGAUCCGAUGAGAAGCUCUGUCCAGCAAGCUUAUGCGGCAACACUACGAUGUUUUUCCAGUGCGCCAACCGUGCCUGUAUUCCAAUGAAACUUGUUUGUAAUGGAGUUAAUGAUUGUGGUGAUGAAAGCGAUGAGUCCCCAGAAUGUUAUAUUGACGAGUGUAAAGAAAGACGACCUUGCAGCCAGAUCUGUAAUAAAAAGAUCAUAGGUUUUGAGUGUAGCUGUAAUCCUGGGUACCAGCUAAGGGCAGAUAAACGCACAUGUGAAGAUAUUGAUGAGUGUAAAACAACAUAUCCAUGUUCACACUUCUGUCACAACACAAUUGGUUCAUUCUACUGUGAAUGUGCUGAGCAUUACAAACUGGCGGGAGACAAGAGACACUGCAGUCUAACAAGUGAAGAGGGGCAAGCCUACUUACUGGUGUCGAAUCGUUAUCAUAUUAAGAAAGUUAAUUUUGACCGGACCAUGGAGAGCAUCGUCGGAAACCUUACACACUCUGUUGCUAUCGACUUUGAUUAUAAAGAACAGAAAUUGUACUGGACAGACAUACACAGUCAGAGUAGUACUAUAAAUAGAAUCUCCCUAAAUGCCACGGAAGACUCUUCUGAAAAGGCAGAGGUUUUACAUAGUUCAACUGUAUUGAACCCAGAUGGCAUGGCUGUAGAUUGGAUCGGCAGGAACUUGUAUUGGUGUGAUCGUAAUACAGAUACUGUUGAGGUGUCAAAACUUCAUGGCACGUACCGAAAAAUCCUGAUUAAGGACAAAUCAUUCUUGAGAGAACCAAGGGCAUUACAGCUGUUCCCGAAGUAUGGCUAUCUUUUCCUGUCUGACUGGGGUGAAAAACCACAUAUAAGUCGAAUUUCUAUGGACGGAAAAACAAAGAAGCAUAUAAUCACUGAAGAAAUUGCUUGGCCUAAUGCUUUGACGAUUGAUUAUGUGACUGAGAAAUUAUUCUGGGCUGAUGCUAACUACGAUUACAUAGCAUUCUCAGACUUAGAUGGAGAAAAUCGACACGUUGUGAUCAGUGAGAAUCUUCCACACACAUUUGCCCUGACGACAUUCAUGGAUUCAAUAUAUUGGACGGACUGGGAGACAAACGGAGUAUUUGUAGCCGAGAAGUUUUCAGGCGAGAAGAGGGAUAUCAUGGUGAAAAUGCAACACAGGCCGAUGGACCUUGUUGUUUAUCAUGCCUUGAGACAACCAGAGAUGAAAACAAACCCAUGUGAGGCACUGGGUUGCAGUCAUCUGUGUUUGUUACGACCUGAGAAUGGGCCUAACGGAGAGAGACGAGAUGCGAGUGCUGUAUGUGCCUGCCCUGAGAAUCACAAUCUAAACGAAGACAAGAGGACUUGCACAGCUGCCUGUGAUAAUUCUCAGAUGCUGUGUGUAAGCACUUCAAGGUGUAUACCACAAUGGUGGGAAUGUGACGGUCACCCCGACUGCGAAGAUGGAUCAGAUGAGCCUCCAGAGUGCAAAGAUAAGCCGUAUUACUGCAGACAGACUGGGUUAUUCCAGUGUGCUAACGCUACCAGUGAGACUGACUGUAUACCACCUAUAGGUAUCUGUGAUGGUACUCCGCAGUGCGCAGAUCAUUCUGAUGAAACUGGAUGGAAUAAUUGUGCUGACUAUCCUUGUAUUCUGCACCAGUUCAAGUGUAAGGCUGAAAAUAAAUGUAUUAGUGACCUAAAGAAAUGUGACGGAAACAAGGAUUGUGAUGAUGGCGAGGAUGAGAAGGACUGUGCCAAGCAAGAAUGUCUGGAGACUCAGUUCCGAUGCAAUACGACUGGAAACUGUAUCCCCUAUCUGUGGCAGUGUGACGGGGAUAACGACUGUGGAGACUGGUUUGAUGAGCAGUCCUGUACUAACCGCACAUGUAAAGAUGAUUAUAUCAAGUGUGAAAAAACAAAGAAAUGUAUUCCUAAGGCUUGGGAGUGUGAUGGAGAGCAUGACUGUGGAACUGGAGAUGAUACAGAUGAAGAUCAUGAUAAAUGCUCUGAUAGAACUUGCGAUGGGACGUACUUCAGGUGUGACAAUGCUCACUGUAUUCCUGGUAGAUGGCGCUGCGAUGAUGAUCGAGACUGUAGCGAUGGAAGUGAUGAAAAAGAAUGCGAAACGAGAAAUUGCACAGACCAGGAGUUCAAGUGUAAAGAGGGCAACAGGUGUAUACCUCUAUCCUUGGUUUGUGAUGGAAGACAUGACUGCAAAGAUCAUUCUGAUGAAUUGACUACCGAUUGUCUAUCCGCGGUCAAGUGCUCAGCGACAGAAUUCCAGUGUGUGGCAGGAUCAUCAUGUAUUCCAGGAUCAUGGAAAUGUGACGGAGAAGAUGACUGUCUGGAUGGUUCCGAUGAGCAAAAUUGCCAGUCGAAUUGUGGACAAGGGGAAUUCACUUGUAAAAAUGGUCGAUGUGUGUCAUUUCUUUGGAGAUGUGAUACAGAAAACGAUUGCGGUGAUAACUCAGAUGAAGAGGAAUGUAGCAGUAUUGCGUGUCCAAUCGGUCGGUUCAGAUGUGGUGAUGACAAAUGUAUUCCCCUACAUAAAAAAUGUAACGGAAGGGUUGAUUGUUCAGAUGGGCUAGAUGAGAAUAUCUGCACCAUUUCUAAGUGUCCAUAUGGUACAUACAAGUGUAACAAUAAUCGUACAUGCCUGCACCCACACCAGUUGUGUGAUGGUAAGCCAGACUGUGCUGAUGAUGGUGAUGAUGAUGACGCUGAUGAUGAAGCAGCCAAAAUUUGUGCUAAAGACAAGUUACAGUCCUGUGGCAUAUUGAAUGGUGGCUGUGAUCAGAAAUGUACCUAUCUUAGCGAAUUGCACAUGACAAAAUGUUCGUGUGAUCCAGGUUAUGUACUUGAGGAUAAUAACAGAAGACUUUGUGUUGAGGCAAAUCCUUGUGCUGAUUUUGGAACAUGUUCACAGCGAUGUUCGUACUCAAGGAAUGACAGCCAGAUAAAUUGUACAUGUGACAUAACAUACAAGGAAGCGAAGGAUGCAGAUAACAACACCGUCUGUAUACCUGGAGGUGACUCCCCAAUAUUAGUGUUUGCAGACGAAGACAAGAUAUACGAACAGAAAGUGAUUGAUCUCUACGCUGAUGACUCGACUGGUAGGAAUAUAUCAGAAAAUGCUUCAAAGAUCAUCUCCCUUGAUGUUGACGUUUCGUCUUGGAAUCAGGUUGAUUGGAAGAUGUUCAUUGUGAAAAACAUGCAGUUACGGAAGUCCAUCAUAUUGAGAACAUUUAAACAAAAAGAUACGAAAAAUUCAAACGAUAAGAAAGACAGUAACAGCAGUGGGAAAAGGAAGAGAAGGGAGACAACUGUUGCUAAAAGGGAAGAAACUUUGAUCACGGGUUUGAAUGACCCACAAGGCAUUGCAGUGGACUGGAUUGGAAAGAAUUUGUACUGGACAGAUGCGUCGACUUCAAAGAUAGAAAUGUGUCAGUAUAAUGGAACCUCCUGUACAAGAAGGAAAACUGUUGUAAAAGGAGAUCUCGCCGAUCCAUUUGAUAUAGUGGUUGAUCCAAAUUAUGGCAAGAUAUUUUGGACAGAUAGAGGCUACCCACCAAAGAUUGAAUCGGCUAAUCUUGAUGGCUCGGAGCGAAGAGUGCUUGUAUCAGAUUUUGUCAUUUGGCCAAAUGGUAUAACAUUGGAUUAUACCAAUGAUAGAAUAUACUGGGCAGAUACCAAAAGUCACACUGUUGAGUCUGUCAGACUGGAUGGCUCUGACUAUCAGCUGGUUAGAACGUUUGAUGCAAGUGAUCCACCAUACCAGGUUGAUGUGUUUGGAGAUGAUUUGUAUGUAACUACGUACAAGAAGCGUGAAGUGUUGAAAUUCCCCAAAUUUUACGAUAAAACUGUAAAUAGCACAGAAACCUUGACAAAGUCCAUAAUGCACAUUGAAGAUAUUGUAAUCAUACACGCAAGCAAGCAGAUGAUCAAAUUGCCAAAAGUUACAAACGCGUGCAGCAGCCACCCAUGUCCUUCUCCAACACAACUGUGUAUAAACAAUCCUCAAGGAAACUCGGUCAAAUAUUCCUGCAUGUGUGCUGAUGGUGCAAUAUUCAACCCCACCUCAAAGAAAUGUGACUUCAUCGAAUGUCCACAGAAUUAUUGUAAUGGCAAGGGUAACUGUACAGCCACACAGAACAAUGACUUUAAAUGCAGUUGUGAAAUUGGAUACGGCGGUAAGAGAUGCGAGGUUGAUGUGUGUCUACACUACUGUGGUGGUGGAGGAACAUGUCUUGUACACUCGGAAAAACCGUCUACACCAGUCUGCAUUUGUCCAAAAGGGUUUUCUGGAGAAAGAUGCCAAACAUUCCAUUGUAAUGAAUACUGUCAGAAUAAUGGAAAAUGUGUGUAUUCAAUAAAGAAUGAUAACGUAACAUGCAGUUGUGGCCGAGGAUUCUCUGGAAAGCACUGCGAGAUAGAGAACCCUAACGUGUCAGAUUGUGAUAACUUCUGUCUUAAUGGUGGAACUUGUCAGCAUAACAGCUCUGGAAUACGCAUCUGUAAAUGUAAAGAAAAUUAUACAGGUAGAUACUGUGAAAAAUGCGGACUUCAGGAUUCCACAGAAACUUGCGAAAAUGGAGGAACAGUCAUCUGCCAUAAAAAUGUUGAUAAUUCCGCACCUAGAUGCCAGUGUUUGCCUGGGUAUGAUCCCAAAACAAAUUGUGCUAAACGCACAUGUGACGGAUAUUGUGAAAAUGGUGCUCUUUGUACGUUAAGAGAUAAUGCACUCGCAUGUCAGUGUCCAUUAGGAUAUUUUGGAGAUCGUUGUGAAAAUAUCGCUGUUAAUUGUACCAAUGUGAAGUGUCUUAAUGGAGGUAAAUGUGUUCUUGCCAAUCAGAUAGGAAAUGCUGGAGGACAGGGGGCACAAGUGCAGUGUAGCUGUCAGGCUAGAUACACUGGUUCCCGCUGUGAGAUGUAUCUAGGCUGUGAUGGUUUCUGCAAGAAUGGUGGCAACUGCUCAGUCGGUGAAAAUGGAUCAAUGAUGUGUACAUGUCCAGUAUAUUAUGUUGGUACACGGUGUGAAACUUGUAACUGUGGUAAAAAUGGAGAAUGUAGUACUCAAAAAGUCAAUAAUGUGGAGCAGACAUAUUGCAAAUGUAUAGAUAAGCAUUUUGAAGGCCAGUUCUGUAACAGGUCUAUUUGUCAUGACUGGUGUUACAAUGGCGGGCAAUGUAUCCACUGCCAACUCAUGGAAAACAACAUUGGACAAUGUGAGGAAUGUGUUUGCAAGCCGCAGACAAGUGGACCGAGAUGUCACAUAUUUUUGCCGCGGCAAAAGGAGAAACAGUCCCAACAUUCUAUUUUACCUAUAAUUGUAUCUGUUGUCGUGGUUUUGUGUAUCCUCGUUGCCAUUCUACUCUUUAUUAUCAUCAGAAAAAGAAGAAAUGUCCAGUUUAGACACAGCAGAUUAAAAGAUCAUCCAAACAUGCAAGUUUCGAACCCGAUCUAUAUGCCACAGACGACAGAAGACCUGGAUGAUGAGGAGGACCAAUCCCAUCAACCCUUGGAUCAACCGUUCGAUUUCGACCCAGAAAAGUCAACAAACUUUGCCAACCCUGUUUAUGAACAGUUUUAUGCUGACAGUCGUCAAACUUUGCUUCCGAAAAAAGAUGACUCGGAUGAUGAAGCUUCGCCAAGCAAAAAGAAUGGAAGUGUCUAGUAUUAGCUCAAAGUUAUCCAGUGUUUGUAUAUAGUGACCUUGUACAUAUAAAUUGAAAACACUUCUACAGUGUGAUUAUGAUAAAAUGGAUGUAAUCCAACAGCUGAGAAAGAAUCUGUAACCACAGAAGAUCACAUAAAAGUAUAUUUACUAUAUUACUGCUCUGAAAGAGAUUGGAUCUGUUGAGUGCUUGUUCUAAUUAUAGAAAUGAAAAUUUUAUUUAUAGAAAUGAUGAAAUUAUUCUAUUCAUAGAAGUGAAAGGUUGUUUCUAUUCUUAGAAACACUGUCAGGAGACAGGGGACAAGAAAAGUGUAUAACUGGGGUGUAGCAAUCUUGGAUAUACUGGGAAGUCUUAACCAUUUAAUUGUUUAAAUAGUGAAUACAUAAGAUUUAAGAAAAAAAGGUUAUACCUUAAGGCCUAAAAAAAUUGUUUGUUUCUGGUUUCCUGACCUACCCUAAAGUUUUGGCCCAACUCUUGAUGCUUUUAUGGCCUUGGAGAUUUUUUUUAACAACUUUUUAACAAAAAGUUGCAAAACUGGCUUAAACUGCACUUUUUAUGCUUUAAACAUGGUCAGUGAUGUUAGAAAUCAUCUUACUGAUGCUCUAACCCUAACCCUUAUUUGUAUUUAUUUUUUGACACAAAAAUAUUUUCUGAAAAGUCUCACUUAUUAAAUAAAAAAAAAAUACUGAUCUGCCUACCCUUAUUAUUAUUUUUAGCAUGUUACUGGAAACAAACAAUUUUUUCUUAACCAUAAAGUGUCAUAUUGCUUUAGAUGUAUUCAGAUAUAACUAAUGUAUUAAGUUGAACAUUAUAUUGUUAAGUCUGCUUGAAUAAUAUAAUGAGUUUUCUGAUUAUAAUUCUAUUAUAAAAGUACUGGUAUGCAAAAUAUAAUGUUACUGAUAUACUGAUUGUUUAAUUCCAGUGUACAUUUUGCCAUGAAUUAUUCAUCUGCAGUUAGCAAUAUAUUCAGAUGUUUUGUGUCAUAUUAACUUUAUUCAUCUGUGAAGAGGGUUUACAGAAUUAUGAAAAUGUGGAGGAUGUUCAUAUAAUGGCUUUGUAAGGGUACAUUAAGGUAGACAAACCUUUUCUUCAUUCAGGCUUGGAAUGCAUUUAUAUUGAAAAACUAUGUACUAAAUUGUAAUAUCAUUCCAGUUUAAAAAUCAUGCUAUUUAAUUUACUGUUGUUUUUUUUAUUAACCAUCCUUAUUUAUAGAUGUAACAGAGUUUUCAGUGAUUCUUAUCAUAACAUUACAGAUGAGAAAAACCUGAGCCCCUGGAAGCUUCAAGUUGAGCCCAGUCUCAAAUUGCCAGUCUCUGAUUGGUUUAGUCUGGGUUGCCAGUCUCUGAUUGGUUUAUUCUGGGUUGCUAGUUUCUGAUUGGUUUAUUAUGGGUUGCCAGUGUGUGAUUGGUUUAUUCUGGGUUGCCAGUUUCCAGUUGGUUUCUUCCGAGUUGUAUCUUGGAAAUUGGCCAAUGGUUUGCAUGCAUUUUGAGACUGGUUUACCAAACUUACACUGGAGACAAAUUUUUAAUUGGGGUAAUUUUAGAAUAAGUUCAAGAAAUGUUUUACUUUAUAUUAUUUUUAAAAAUAAAGUUUUUAGUUUAAGAGAAAAAUGUCUUCAGAAGUCUGACAGCAGAAGAUAAGGCCAUUAAAAUGAAUUGUUAAGUUACACUUUCUGUCCUUUUGUCUGUUGCUUUUUCUGAUUUACAAGCCUUGAACAGGGACAUAAAUAGAUAUACAUUAUUCCUGCCUUGAACAAGGGGAAACAAUUGUAUUAUCACAUACUUUUCACAACAGUAAAUAAAAUUACAUUUUUAACUACAAGAAAUUGUUUGAUUUGAUGAUAAACGUUCUUUAUUUCAAGAAGCUACUUGGAAAAGUAUCUCAGAAAAUGGUUUGGGGUAUUCUCUUCAGUUGCUAUGUUGCAGUUACAGUAUUAUGGCCUUACCUGUCUAUGCUGACUGAAAAUCUGGAUUUCCUAAAAUGUAUUUUUGUACUUAGUGUAGAAAAAUAGUCAGCAUUCACACAUUAAUAUGCUUCCGAAUUUAUGGUGCUCACCCUUCAAACCAAUUAGGAGUAACCCAAAUGAUGUAGAAUGGAAGAGUCCAUCACAAUUUUUUUUUAGGUUUGAAGGGGUUUGAUUUUUGUACAGUGUUUUGAGUAUGUUCAUAGACAAACUAACUGAGAAAUAUCUUGCGCUUCAUUUAAUCAAAACAGAAAUGUUCAUCCUCCAUUUUGUCUAUUGUCUUUAAUAAUACUUGUUUUUUAUGACCAGUAGUUUAACAUUAAGUAGAUUUGAAACUGUCACAACUCUCACAAAAUCUCAUGGUUUUUGAACGAGAUUUCAUGGUCUCUGAAGGUAUAUGAUUACCAGGAUUAUUGUACUUUUCAGUGGGACAUUUGCUAUGUAAAAUGCUAUCACAGUUAUUUUAUUCACUCCAAACAUAAACAGGGAGCAUUUUUAUAUUACUUUGCUUAUGUAAUAGUAAAAAUGCCAGUCUCUUAUUAAGAAUGUCCUUACAUCACAAACGAAUUUUCAAGAAAAAAUUUCUGGAUCUAACUAGAUAUGUUCUCUCUGGAAAAAGUUUUAACAGUAGUUGGGAUUUUUUAGUAUAUGCCAUUGUUGUAUAUAGUUUACAUGUAUCUGAUUUACACUGGUUUACAAAACCACAUUUGUCUAACCUGCUUAAAUAUGCUACAAAUUUAUAUUGUGUGACAUUGUAUGGAACUUUUAGCAAGUUUAAUGUAUGUAUAUAUUUUAACAUUUCACAGAGCUUUCUUGUAUUCUGUGGUGUACAAAAAGAUUUUUAAACUCACUAGUUAUUGUGUUAUAUUUCAGCACUUAUAAUGUACCAUAGCCUGGAUCCCUGUCUGAAUGGUUAUCUUUGUUUUUGUAGUAAAUACUGCACAUUUGCUGUUCAGUCAGUAAAUUUUCAGUGAAUACCCCUUUGAAUGAUAAAUGGUACUUUCCAAAUUGAAUGAUGGACCAGUCCAUUUUAGAAAUUUAGCAGGGUAAAGGUUAAAAAGAUUCAUUUGUUUACUUUAUUCAGCUCAAAUCACCUUUUUGGCCGUUUUAGCUCAUUUUAAAGUUUAUGUUUUGAAUUUAUAUAAUUUAUUUCUUCCAACUUCUAACUGAUACAUGAAGUAAUGUGUGUAUAAUUUGAGAAAAUUAAAUUGUUCCUUUAUUCCUAAUUGGUCCUUGGAAAGUGCACAGUUGACAAGCUACUGUUUAAUGAUGGCAAUAGUAAUCAAUAGUAAUUUAUUAUCAGUUGUAAUCCUAAUAGCUUUCUAUAAACAUGCAUCACUGACAAAAGAAAAACUGGUUCCCAUUAGUGGUUCAGAAAUAAGCAUUUCAAAAAUGCUAAAGUUUAUAUUAUAAGAAUAUUUAUGGAAUGAUUAUUUUAUUGGAAAAUGGGGUUAUAAGACUAAAGAGUAUUGAUUGAAGGGUGAUUUUAUUGGUAAAUUGAGUGGGUAGGUAGUGCAGAGACCACAUAUAAUAAUACCAGUAAACAGAUUUCAUGCUUUUGCUACUAAAUAUUUGUUUUGGACUUAACUGUAUUUUGUAGAUUAAUAGAAGCCAAAAUUUUGCCUGAUUGAUCGUUUUUUAGUGGGUCAAUACCUAAAGAUCAAGCUUCAGCUUUCUUUGCAGUGUUUGUUACAUCAGGCAGAAAUGUUGAUGAUCAUUGUUGUACAGUUUUGUUGAUACCUGUGCUAAUAUUUGUCCAAACUUCCCUUAUAGUUUUCCUUGUUUUUUUUUGUGAUACUGUUUAAAAGGUUGUGCAGAGAUGUAUUCCUAGUUUUAUGUUUUGUGUUUCUCGGUUUAUGUUACGUGUUGUUCAGUUUUAUGUUAGAUUUUAGGCAGGUUUUGUUUUUGGUUUUUAAGGCAUUUUUAACAACUGAAUUGGAGAGGUUUGGGGAAAGGGGCAUUAUACUCUAACUGGGAAGUCUAGGGCAUAUGGAUAUAGUAUCGAUCCCAUAGAAACUAUUAUAUAAAACUAAAAAUCUUUGCUAUUUACAUGAACAGAAAUUAUUUGUAACUAGCAGCAGAAAUAGUAAGAUUUUUCUUGCAGAGAAGGCUGGGAGUUGCACUGAACUUCAUUAGUCCAUUGACUAUUGUGAGUGUUACUAGUAUACAGAAUAAAAAAAAUCUGUUAGUUUUCUACAAAAGUUUGUUUAUAUCAGGAGUUACAAGUGAGUCUGUAUUAGCGGCCAAGGUACAUACUAGUAUACAGAAACUGUUUGUGGUAAUAGCAUGUAAAUGGUAUUUCUGCAUGCUGCUUAUGUUUAUGAUUUUUUUGCAAACAAAAUCAGAUUGUAAAACUUGGCUUUGUAUUAAAACUAAUUAUAUAUGAGCUUAUAUUUUUUACUGGUCUACUUAAUAGAAAUUUGAAAACGAUCAAAAUUUUAGUUUUUUACCAGAAACUCGAAUUUUUUUACUUUAUCAGAAGAAAUCGUUAUACAGAAUUUUAUGGAUUAGUGUGUAAAGAACUGGUGUACAAAUAUACAUGUUGUUUUUAAGGCCAAUAGAAUUAAUUCUUAGUUUCUAAGUCCUUUUUUCAAUAAUGUUAGUUUCUAAGUCCAUUUUUCAAUUUUCGAUCAGGCAAUAUUGUCUUUAUCUGUUUUAAAGAUCUACCAAAAUGUCUGUGUAGUAAGGUCUUAAUUUCAAAAUUAAACAGAUUAUGCUAUGUAUAAAAGUUGUGGCCCAUGUUUUUUGUGUGUAGGAAAGUGAUUAUGUUCAUGAUAUUUCAGAUGUAUUUUCGGCAGUUACAUAUAAACACAAAUUGUUAAAAUGCACUACAGUUUAGAUGCAUACAUGAGAUUUCAGAUGUAUUUUCCGCAGUUACAUAUAAACACAAAUUGUUUAAAUGCACUACAGUUUAGCUUGUAAAAAAAACUAUUCACUUUGUGAUUUGAUUGUUUAAAAAAAAAAACUGGUAUACUGCUAAAAUCUUUGUUGCCCUGGCUUUUUCAUACAAAAGGAACUUGACCUGAGAAACAAAUUGUUAAUUGUUUUGGCCUGAUGUUGUUUUGUUUGAUAUGUUGUCUUCUACUUUAUAUUCUAUGUAACAAAAUUGUAUUUUUGUAAUUUCAUUUAAUGCAACAACCAUCCAGUUUAUGAAUUUUAUGAAUAAAAGCUGAUGAAAUGUAAAA
Mercenaria mercenaria is the source of this 18823-nucleotide messenger RNA. RefSeq names its product low-density lipoprotein receptor-related protein 1-like. The transcript is spliced from 82 exons. NCBI's taxonomy places the organism in Eukaryota, Metazoa, Mollusca, Bivalvia, Venerida, Veneridae. Gene Ontology annotation, molecular function: protein binding; calcium ion binding. Bases 208 to 13674 code for a protein of 4488 amino acids. The record is from RefSeq and is a predicted model, not a curated record.